Messenger RNA from Neomonachus schauinslandi (Hawaiian monk seal), 261 nucleotides. RefSeq lists its product as uncharacterized. NCBI's taxonomy places the organism in Eukaryota, Metazoa, Chordata, Mammalia, Carnivora, Phocidae. The record is from RefSeq and is a predicted model, not a curated record. The coding region runs from base 1 to 261 and encodes 86 amino acids. The transcript is spliced from 2 exons.
AUGUCUAAGGUAACCAGGAAACUACCACAGCCCAAUCAGGAUAUGGAGCGACCAACUUCAAGGUCUGAAGAGAGGAAAAAGAUGAAGACUCCCUAUCAACCCAGGUCCAGAGGUGGUGACAAGCCUAAAAAAGCUAGAAGACCACCACUCUUUGGUCACUAUCACAGACUGAAUGAGACACUGAGGCAAGAUGAGCCAGAGCAAGCCCAAGAGAAGGUGGAGAAGUCUACCACAUCAAACGAUGACCAGGGUGGCCAAUAA